Molecule: messenger RNA, 993 nt
Organism: Fonsecaea nubica
Lineage: Eukaryota; Fungi; Ascomycota; Eurotiomycetes; Chaetothyriales; Herpotrichiellaceae
Exons: 1
Coding region: 1-993 (330 amino acids)
Molecular function (GO): hydrolase activity
Source: RefSeq, a predicted model, not a curated record
AUGGACUCACCCAAGUACGCCGCAUUCACCGUCCUGGAGACGACGUACAAAGUCGUCGACAACCACGCCAUCAAUGUCUACACGUUGAUCCCCAAGGCCCGGCAGUCGCCGUCGACUUCGCCUCGGCCAGUCAUGGUCAAGUUCCACGGCGGGUUCCUGAUCACCGGCACGGCGCUGUACCCGGACUGGUUUCCCGCGUGGCUGGUGGCGUACGCGCUGCGCCACGCCGCGGUGCUGGUGCUGCCCAACUACCGGCUCGCGCCCGAGGCGACGGGCCUCGAGAUCAUGGCCGACCUGCGCGACUUCUGGGCCUGGCUGAGGUCCGACUUCGAGACGUACCUCGCGGGCGCGGCGCCGGGCGUCCAGGUCGAUCUGGCCAGGGUGCUCUCCACGGGCGAGAGCGCCGGUGGGUAUCUCUCGGUGCAGAGCGCGCUGGGAGGGGAGGAGCAGGGCUCGAUGGUCCCCACCGCCGCCAUCGCCACGUACCCGAUGCUAGACAUGAGGUCGCGCUUCUACACCGAGGACUACCCCAAGGUCGUGCUGGGUGCGCCAACAAUCCCCAAGGAGGUCAUUGGCGAACACCUGCGCGCGGUCGAAGAGGACGCAAAGAGCGGGAAACGAAGAGUCAUCAGCUCCGCGACCCCGCCGAAUAGACUACCCCUGGCUCUCUCGGCGGUGCAGCAGGGUCUGUUUACCAAACUGCUGGGCGAGGACACGAUCUUGUUCCCACUCGAAAGAAUCGAGCACGUCAGCCCGGAGAAGGUGCCGCCCAUCCUAAUCAUCCACGGCCGCGACGACACCGGGGUCCCCGCGGAAGGGAGCGAGAAGUGGGUGGCAAGGGCGCGAGAAAGGUUUGGAUCCGAGAAAGUCGCCUUGGUGCUCCAACCCGGCGAGCAUGGAUUUGACACGGAUGAGAAGAUAACGCUUGAUACGCCGUGGCUCAAGGAUGCGUUGGCGCCGAUAACGGCGGCGUGGCUGAGGACCGACGAGUAG